GAGCCAACACGAUAUAUCUGGUGUAGUCACCAAGCUGGUUCGACUUGGCAUCGACCGAUGAUUGUAUCGAGCUGCUGAGGACCCCAACCAUGGAAAAAAAUCAGAUCCAAAGCCGACACUUCCCCAACACCCCCGUCCCGAUCCGUACUCACCUCUCCUGUGAACGGUCCCAUCCCUCUCUCUCUCUCUCUCUCACUCUCUCUCUGUCUGCCUGAAAGUCAGCUCCUAGCUUUUCCCUCUUUUCACUUCACCAUCUUUUUCGCUUUUUUUUCCUUUUCCUCCUUUCUCUGUCUCACCAAAACCUCUUCCUUCUUCUUCCUCCUCCUCUUUCACUCUCUCUCUGCAGACUGCUGCUCCCAAAGCUCUGCCCCAACUGCCAAAAGUCCCUCUCUUCACUAUCUUCGCAAGUUGGUGUCUGUUGGGAUCACAUCACAGACACACACGCACAUACCCACUGCCCUCUUUAAUCAAUGCCCUUCGUUUCGCACUCACUCUCCACCCCAAAUUUUAUGCCCAGAACGUGAAUCUUCCCUCCACAUUUUUCUCACCGCACCUCUUGGUCCACCGCUCUCCAAGAUUGGCUUGGUUUGAUCGAAUUUUGCUUUCUUGACUGGCAUUGGAGAUUGCGGGCAGAAUUUAGUAAGUUGGCUUCUGGGUUUUGCUGUUUUCAUGAGGACUGAAAUGGGGUCUGGUCGUGUCUGCAAAUCUUGAAAUUCAUUGAGCUACAAUUGAUUUGGUGGGAUUAUGGACAACAAAGCAUGGCUUUGGAGGAAGAAAUCGGCCGAGAAGACCACAGUCUCGAGCAGCGGAGUCAAUUCUCCUUUGGAAGGAUUCGAGGAACAGGUAGGAGCAUUUCAGAAUGGUGGAGCAGAGUUGGAGAAAGGCUUCAAAGAUCUAAAUGGAAAGCUCUCUUCUGCCCUUUCCAACUCCGAUGACAAAGAUGAUCUCGCGAAGAAGCAUGAAAAGAUGGCACAAGACACCCUUGCUGCCAGGGACAUGGCGGAAUCAGAAUUGAUGUCUCUGAGAAAGAAGUCGGAUGAAUGUUUGAAGCAAAGAGCUGCCGAUGAAGAGAGACUGACCCACCUUGAUUUAGCUCUGAGGGAAAGCACGCAGCAUCUGCAAUUUCUCCGAGAAGAACAGGAGCACAGGAUUCACGAUGCUGUUAUUAAGGUAUCAAAGGAGUUCGAGAAAUCCCGUUUUGUCUUGGAAGAGAGGCUGGAAGAGACCACCAAGAGGCUUGCAAAGAUAGUCCUUGAGAAUAACCACCUCAGCAAGUCUCUCCUAUCAAAGGAAAGAUUAAUUGAGGAUUUGAGCAAGCAGAGGUCACAAGUGGAGUCGGAGUUAAGUGCUUUGAUGAAUAAACUUGACUCAAUGGAGAGGGAGAAUGCUUCAUUGAAGUAUGAGGUCAGGGUUCUCGAGAAGGAGCUUGACAUAAGGAACGAGGAGAGGGAGUUCAAUCGUAGAUCGGCAGAGAUUUCCCAGAAACAACACUCAGAGAGGGCAAAGAAGGUUGCAAAAUUAGAAUCAGAGUGUCAAAGGCUGAGGCUCCUAGUGAGGAAGCGAUUACCAGGGCCGGUGGCCCUAACAAAGAUGAGAAACGAAGCUGAAGCACUGACAAGGGAUCCUUCCGUGAUGAGGAUCGGGGCUUUGACUGAUCAAUUGAACGCUAUGGAGGAAGAGAAUAGAGCCCUCAGGGAAGCCCUUGAAAGGAAGUCUAAUGAGCUCCAAGUCUCUCGGAAUAUGUAUUUCCAGGCAGCCUCGAAAUCAUCCCAAAGGAAUAUUAAUAAGCUCCAUCACGAGCCAUCCAUAGCUUCAGUAUCGGACAUUGGAAGUGAUGAUAAGGCCAGUCGUGCCGAGUCGUGGACUUCUGCUUUGAUAUCGGAACUGGAGAACUUUAGGAAUGAGAAGCUGAAGGAACUGCCAAUAAGCGCAACAACUGGAGCUUCAGAGAUCGAUCUAAUGGAUGAUUUUGUUGAAAUGGAGAAAAUUGCUGUUUCCUCAGCCAAUCAGCCAUUUAAGGAGCGCCUCUCUAAUUUUUCAGGUCAAACUAAUUCAGUUCCCUCUCCUUUGUCUUUGAAAGGAGAUAUGGAAGAGGGAAUGAACCGGUUAGACUCGUUAAUUCGUGAACUCCCUGAUUGGCUUCAGGAUAUAGUCAAACUGGUGGUUAAACAAAAUCGGGUCAAUCGAAGAGACCCAAAAGAAAUACUUGAAGACAUCAAAACUGUUUUGGAGUCUGAACAUAAGAAUCAUCGAUAUCCUGGUAAUCUUGGAGAUUCAAGGGAAAUGAUGAACAGAGCAAUAUCCAAAAUUGUUGAGCUUCUUGAGGGGAUUACUUUGCCCUCUGCCCAACAGAAUUACAAUAGUGUGGGAAAUUUACCGAAGAAAGAUGGAAACUUCUCCUCAAGCAAGACGUCGGGAACGCCCACAAGCUACACGGUUCGAGUCUUUCAGUGGAAAACUUCGGAGCUUGAGGACAUUCUCCAGAAGUUUCUUCACACUUGUUACGAGCUGUUGAGUGAAAAGACUGAUUUUUGCAAGUUCGGGCAAGAGUUGGCGCUUGCUCUUGAGUGGAUCUUGAACCAUUGCUUCUCCCUUCAAGAUGUUUCGAGCAUGAAGGAGGAAAUUGUUAAAAGUUUCCAAUGGGAUGAUCCGAGGAGCGACAGUGAAGCCGAAGUAGGGUCCAUUGGCCGAACUUAUGACUCAAAUAAAUUAGUUACUCCACUUGCAGAAAGAGGUGUUUCUAAAAAUAAAGAACCAAAAGAGGAUGACAUGAUGAACAAAGAACUGAGCCAAACAGUCGAGAGCUUGAGGAGUGAAAUGGGGAGUCGGAAGGAAUCAAAGAGAUUGAUCGAGGAUCAGAUCAAGAGUCACAGGUCAAUCGACGAAGAUCUUGAUAGGCAGAUUUCAGCAGCCAGAGCAGAGCUAAACGAAGCUCGCGAAAGGUCAUCUUCCCUCGAAGGGGAGUUGGAAAACAAGAACAGUUGCUGCGAGGAACUCGAGAACACGUGCCUCGAUCUACAGCUACAACUUGAAAGCGUGACGCAGAGCGAGGACCCUAAAGAUGAGCGCAGUCGAGUAGACAAGACACUCCGAACUGACUUGGAGAUCACUGCUGCUACGGAGAAAUUGGCAGAGUGCCAGGAGACCAUCUUGAACCUCAGGAAGCAGUUGAAGGCAGUGGCCUCACCAGACGAAGCCAAUCUCUUCGACAAAGUUAUUGUCACGACAACUGAUGAUUCAGCUUCGCCCAAGAAAAGCACAAGCCACCGUCCUUCCUUGCUGGACCAGAUGCUAGCUGAGGACAAGGCAAAGGCUAAUGAUAAUGAGACGAGAGUGACUCAUGACAAUCCCAUGUUCAUCCCAGAUGAACCGACCGGACAGCCUGAGAAGUUAAAUGGGUUCAAAGGAGUCGCGAACAGAGAAGGAGAAGACAGGAAAAUGGAGUCUUUGGCGAUUGUGCCCCUGAAGAAACAGGGAGGUGGGGGAAUCUGGAGAAAGCUCUUCUGGAGAAAGAAGAGAGUUAGCAGCAAGAAAGCAUCGGCGCCACAUGUUCUGUGAGUUAUUCUCGGUAUUCAUGCUUAUGUUGGAUGCCAAUUAGCCAUUUUUGUUUUGUUGUGUUAAUAGCUAUAGGAGAAAAGAAUAAUGCUUGCAUAGAAUGAGAGAGACAACGGUAUCUUAUGUUCAAAUUUUGUGUGCUGGUUGUGUAAAAA
Molecule: messenger RNA, 3710 nt
Organism: Punica granatum (pomegranate)
Lineage: Eukaryota; Viridiplantae; Streptophyta; Magnoliopsida; Myrtales; Lythraceae
Source: RefSeq, a predicted model, not a curated record